AUGCUGAUGAGGAUGAAUUACCAGGUGCUCACGAACGAGUGCGCUCAGUCCCGUGCGCUCACUUCCGCCAUAUACAUUCCUUUCUCUCCGACCCCUCCUCCCUCCCUUUUCUUCUCUCCCCUCCUCUUCCCCCAACCGCCUGCAGUGCGCCGCGCCUAUCCCGCCAACGGCGCUGCUCCCCUUGCUGGACCCCGCCUUCCCGCGCACCUCUGCGGCGCCUUUCCUUAUCUCCUCACUCUCCCCCUUACAAUCCUUCGUCUCCCCCUCCUCUCCCCUUUCUUCUCCCUCUCCUCCCCCCUCUACCGCCUGCAGUGCGCGGCGUCCAUCCCCCCCACCGCGCUGCUCCCCCUGCUGGACCCCUCCUUCCCCGCGCACCUCUGCGGCUCCUGGCACUCCGAUUACGCCGCUCUUCACUCCCGCAUCCGCGCUGCCAGCGUUGCUCAAUAUGCCGCCAGCACCGCCGCUUCACACACUGCUGACGGUGCAGAUGCAGGAGUGACAGGAGAAGCAGGAGAAGCAGGAGGAAGAGAAGAUACACCAGCACCAGCAGCAGCAGCACCGCUGUCAGCCCCACUACCCUCCACCAACUCCUCCUCUACGUCCCCCACCGGCCCCCCUCCCCUCCGUUUCCUCACCUACGAUUGGCUCGACCAAUGCGGGGGCCUCGGUGACUCACUCGUGGGCCUCGCCACGUCAUUCGCCGUCGCGCUAUUGGACGGUCGGGCCUUCCUUAUCCGCCACGCGUGCCUGCCGUGGGCCUUCCAACCCGCCCUCGUGGAUUGGACCCUCUCCCCUGAUGUCCCCCUCUCCCCCGCCCGCGCCAUCCCUCGCGAUAAGCUAUCGGACAAGAAGCACUGGGAGGAGUGGCAGGGGGAGGUUCAACCGGGGGAGGUGCUACUGCUGGAUCUGCUAAAUCGGAACGUGAACCCGGAUUGGUUCUUUCUGGACGGCAAAGGGGGUGGCAUGAAGGGUGGCAAGGCGGGCGGCUUGUCUCGGAACGCAGUGAAUGUGCGGGUGAGGUGGAAUCGGGGCAUGCUGACGAGGAUGCUGGCAGGGCCAUGGAGGGCUGGCAGGGCGAUGCAGCAGCAGCUGGUGGCAGGCUUGGCACCAGGUUCGGAUGCCGGACCUCUGGUGACCGUCGGAUUGCACAUCCGGGUUCCAGAUGCUGACGUGGCAUGGCAGGAGCGGGCUGCGCAGAAGACACAAAGGGAGGGCGGCGACACAGCAGGGGCGACAUUUGCGGAGGUGGCAACAGGAGAUGUGCCUAUGGUGAACGUGACUACAGCGAAUGUGACUCUAGCGAAUGUGGCAAUAGGCGCAAAGGAGGAGGCAGCAUGGAUGAAAGCCGUGCGGAAGUGGUUGGUGUGUGCUGAGCACUCGUGUCCGUCACCCCUCAUCUAUGUCCCUUUCUCCCUGCAACCUUUCUCCCUGCACCCUUUCUCCCUGCACCCUUUCUCCCUGCACCCUUUCUCCCUGCACCCUUUCUCCCUGCACCCUUUCUCCCUGCACCCGUGCUUCCUGCACCCGUGCUCCUCAGCAGGCCCGUCAGGCAGUGCUUUGCUUGUGGUUGCCGCCGUCCCUCUCCACGCAAUGACUGUGGGACUAAUUUUAGGUCGCCUCAAUAGCUCCGCGCAUUCCUCCAUUCCACCCCAUCUCUCCCUCUACCUCCCUCACGCCCCAUCCCCCCCUCUCCCACCAUCCCUCCUCUCUCCCCAUCCCUCCCUCUCUCACCAUCCCACCAUUCCACCCGUCCCACCCGUCACGCCCGUCACGCCUGUCACGCCCGUCCCACCCGAUAGGCAGUGGAGCGCUUCUGGCUGCCGCCGUCCCUCUCCAGGUGUGCGCCUGAGAGGUGUGCGCCUGAGAGGUGUGCGCCAGAGAGGUGUGCGCCUGAGAGGUGUGCGCCUGAGAGGUGUGCGCCUGAGAGGUGUGCGCCAGAGAGGUGUGCGCCUGAGAGGUGUGCGCCUGAGAGGUGUGCGCCUGAGAGGUGUGCGCCUGAGAGGUGUGCGCCUGAGAGGUGUGCGCCUGAGAGGUGUGCGCCUGAGAGGUGUGCGCCUGAGAGGUGUGCGCCUGAGAGGUGUGCGCCUGAGAGGUGUGCGCCUGAGAGGUGUGCGCCUGAGAGGUGUGCGCCUGAGAGGUGUGCGCCUGAGAGGUGUGCGCCAGAGAGGUGUGCGCCUGAGAGGUGUGUGCCUGAGAGGUGUGUGCCUGAGAGGUGUGCGCCUGAGAGCCCCCUGCAUGCUGAUGUUCUCGGGAGGAUGCGCAGCGGUGUGUGAGUGUAUGCGGGGGUGCAGCGGUGGGCGCAGCAGUGUGACUGUGCGUGAGGUGCAGUGGUGGGCGCAGCAGUGUGUGACUGCUUGGGAGGCUGCGCAGCGGUGUCUGUAUGUAGGGUUGCUGCCACGAUGA
Molecule: messenger RNA, 2403 nt
Organism: Closterium sp. NIES-65
Lineage: Eukaryota; Viridiplantae; Streptophyta; Zygnematophyceae; Desmidiales; Closteriaceae
Source: the annotation of a GenBank genome assembly